AUGGCAUCAACCACAACAACACUACUUCCAAUCAACGAAGGACCUCGAGUCGUCGUCUACCACCAGACAAUACACCGAGAUGGAAAAUACGUGUCUCUACUACCGCUCAUUACCAACCAGACGGGCGUGACGCAUGUAAUAGUGGCGGCUAUACAUUUGAACGAAGGCCCGGGCAACAUUACUCUCAAUGACGAUCCUCCGCAUGCUUCCAAGUACGAAACGCUGUGGGGAGAAGUGGCAUGGUUGCAGGCGUCUGGCGUCAAGGUGUUGGGUAUGCUGGGUGGUGCUGCAAAGGGCAGUUUUGAAAGACUGGAUGGGCCUGAUGAUCAAAAGUUUGAGAAUUACUACAGACCAUUGCACGCAUUGAUAUCCAAGCGCAAUCUUCAAGGCUUGGACUUGGAUGUCGAAGAGCACAUGACGAUAUCGGGAGUGAUUCGUUUGGUCGACCGCUUGCGCGCAGACUUUGGACCUACAUUCCUCAUCACAUUGGCUCCGGUGGCUACGGCAUUGCUUCCUAACCAACCCCAUCUCUCGGGCUUUGACUACAGACUCUUGGAACAGAUGAGAGGUGACCAGAUCGCAUGGUACAACACGCAAUUCUACUGCGGUUGGGGCGAUGCAACAACGACAUUCUGGUAUGAUGCCAUCAUGAGCAUGGGAUGGCCUGCAAACAAGAUUGUCGUCGGUCUAGUGACCAACCCAGGAAAUGGAGCAGGAUAUGUGGAGCAAACCAUCUCGCACGACGUGAUGAGAAUGCUACGGGCAAAGUAUCCGACAUUCGGCGGAGUGAUGGGUUGGGAGUACUUCAACUCAAUGCCCGGAGCGCAUGGCGAACCAUGGCAGUGGGCUGCGGGUAUGGCGAGAGCAAUCAGGCAUGCAUUGCCGCCGUCAGAUGAGUUCCAAGGUGGAAGAGGUGUGGAGCGACCUGGUGCAGGAGGCUUACCGCCGUCGAUACCAGCUCACUCUUUCCCUGCGCAGGACAUUGAGACAUUGCAGAAGCUGGGAUUCUCGAGUCAGCAAGCGAUUGCAGCACUGAACGCAACCAGCGGCAAUGUAGAGUAUGCUGCGGGGUUGCUUUUCGAGAACUGA
Molecule: messenger RNA, 1089 nt
Organism: Aureobasidium namibiae CBS 147.97
Lineage: Eukaryota; Fungi; Ascomycota; Dothideomycetes; Dothideales; Saccotheciaceae
Product: family 18 chitinase glycoside hydrolase
Exons: 2
Coding region: 1-1089 (362 amino acids)
Biological process (GO): carbohydrate metabolic process
Cellular component (GO): extracellular region
Molecular function (GO): chitinase activity; protein binding
Source: RefSeq, a predicted model, not a curated record